Molecule: messenger RNA, 1500 nt
Organism: Penicillium chermesinum
Lineage: Eukaryota; Fungi; Ascomycota; Eurotiomycetes; Eurotiales; Aspergillaceae
Product: MFS transporter
Exons: 3
Coding region: 1-1500 (499 amino acids)
Biological process (GO): transmembrane transport
Molecular function (GO): transmembrane transporter activity
Source: RefSeq, a predicted model, not a curated record
AUGGAGAAAUCACAGGCCCGGACCAGCCAAGCGGGCGACGAAACAGACGUCGAGGCUCAACUUCCACCUCCAGCACCGACUGCCAAAGCAGAGAGUCUCAAUACGACUUUCGUGGACUGGGAGGGCCCCAAUGAUCCGCAAAACCCUUUCAACUGGCCGACAUGGCGGAAGACCGUUCAAAUAGGCUUAAUGACCUUUAACACGUUCAUAACACCACUGGCAUCCUCGAUGCUCACGCCCGGCGUGGCGAAUAUCUUGCGGGAAUUCCACUCGUCCAGUGAUAUUAUCUCCUCUUUCCUGGUCUCCGUAUACCUCCUGGGAUACGUUUUUGGACCUUUUUUCAUUGCACCGCUGUCAGAGUUGUAUGGCCGUGUGCCUGUAUACCACGCGUGCAAUGCGGUCCUACUCAUCUUCACCAUCGCCUGCGCGGUUGCACAGACUCUACCCCAACUGAUGGUGUUUCGCUUCUUGGCUGGUGUCGCGGGCGUCUGUCCGCUGACGAUUGGUGCUGGCACCGUCGCUGAUAUGGUCUAUCGAGAACAGAGAGCUGGCGUGAUGGCCCUCUGGUCCAUGGGGCCUUAUAUGGGGCCUGUCAUAGGGCCAAUUGCCGGUGGAUUCUUGGUCGAGGCAACAAAUUGGCGCUGGGUAUUCUGGGUGCUUUCCAUUACGAUCGGUGUCGUUCUCGUGGCAACAGUACUAUGCUACCGGGAGUCAUACGCCCCGGUUCUUCUCACCCGCAAAGCGGCCCGACUGCGCAAAGAAACGGGAGACUCCAACAUCCGCUCCAAAUUCGAGAACGACGAGCGAUCCCCUCGCAGGAUAUUUAUGGCCGCCCUCGCCCGGCCAAUCAAGCUCCUGUUCACCUCCCCCAUUGUGUUCCUCAUGGCGCUUUUCGCCGCCAUCACCUACGGCUACCUCUAUCUCAUGUUCACGACCAUGACCCCCAUCUUCGAGGGCAUCUACGGCUUCUCCCAAGGUAUCGCCGGCCUCGCCUACAUCGGCUUCGGCGUGGGCUGUCUCUCUGGUGCCGCGGUUAUCGGCCCCAUCGCCAACAGAAUCGCCGCUUCCCACACGGCCCGCGGUUGCUUCUCGCCGGAAUCGCGCCUGCUGCCCAUGAUGUAUGGCUGCUGGGCCCUUCCGAUCGGGCUCUUCUGGUACGGCUGGUCCGCGCAGGCGCAUACGCACUGGAUUAUGCCGAUUAUCGGGACGGCGAUCUUUGGCGUGGGCCUGGUCGCGGUGUUUUCGUGUGUCAGCGCCUAUUUGGUCGAGUCCUACCUGGUGUACGCCGCGUCGGUGACCGCGGCUAAUACGUGUUUUCGGUCGUUGGUCGGUGCCUUGCUGCCUCUGGCUGGACAUAGGAUGUACGCCACUCUGGGGUUGGGAUGGGGGAGUUCGCUUCUGGCUUUUAUCGCGCUGGCUAUGUGUAGCGUGCCGUGGUUUUUUGCGCGGUAUGGUGCUAGGAUUCGGACUAACCCUAGCUUUCAGAUUCGGCUUGCAUGA